Messenger RNA from Manihot esculenta (cassava), 490 nucleotides. RefSeq names its product auxin-induced protein 15A-like. Lineage: Eukaryota; Viridiplantae; Streptophyta; Magnoliopsida; Malpighiales; Euphorbiaceae. The transcript has a single exon. The coding region runs from base 89 to 394 and encodes 101 amino acids. The record is from RefSeq and is a predicted model, not a curated record. Gene Ontology annotation, biological process: response to auxin.
AACCCUACAAAUACAAGCACUAAACCCAGAACCACAAGCCAUAAGAUACCAAUUUUCCACUAUUUUAUGCUAGCUAGAGCUUAGAGUCAUGGGUAUUCGCUUGCCUUUCAUGUUUCAUAAUGUGAAGCAAAUCCUCAAAGGGAAGCACUCCCACCACCACCUUUCAAGAAAUCAGUCAGACGUACCAAAAGGGCAUGUAGCAGUUUACGUUGGAGAGCAUCAAUGGCGACGAUUUGUGGUUCCCAUAUCAUAUCUGAGCCAUCCUUUGUUCCAAGAUUUGCUUAACCGAGCUGAACAAGAGUUUGGCUUCAAUCAUCCAAUGGGUGGCCUUACAAUUCCUUGCAGAGAAGACACCUUCCUUCAUCUCAUCACUUGUAAUUUUCAUGCCUCGUGAAAGAAUAAGAGAGAGCGAUGUGAAGUCAGAGUUUUGUCUUUGUUUUGUUAGUCAGGCAUGUACAGAUAUUUUUCAAUUGUGAUUGAGCAAUUUGAA